AUGUCUGUUGCUGAGGAGUGGGGGCCUGUUGCCGAGGAGGAGGUUAUUGUUGCUGAGGAGCAAGUGCCUAGAGUUAAGGAGUCGGUGGCUGUGGUUAAGGAGUGGGUUGUUGAGGAACGGGUGGUGGAGGAUACAGACACCACCACAGUUGCAUCUAUGGAGCCAUUAGUACAUACUGAUGGAGCUUUUCCCGGAGGACCUUCUAACAUGUCUGUUUUGAAAAGAUAUGCUGACCAUGUUGCUUAUAGGAUAUGGCAGGGCGAGCGUCCAGUGCUGAAGCUCACUUCUCACAGGUCGAAGUUGAAUAACUUCCUCGAGAGACCGAUGCUUGAGCAGGUGGCGAGGAUAUUUCGGAACUUCCAUUUGAUGGACUUUACUGGAUGCUCUCUGACAAUGCUGGACACCUCUCUAUUAUCAGCUUUUGUUAAGAGAUGGGACCAGGCGACGGAGGUGCACAUGGUGAUAGAUGCUUUUGAGGUUGAUGAACUGGUUGUGCUUAAGGAGUUUGGUGACACUCGGGGCUUUCACCUCAUGAUGUCUUGGUUGAGGAAGGUUUAUAAGGAGCUUGCCAAUACAAGGAGGCACCAGGCUAUCGGAGUGACAAUAUUGACGAUGUUGUACAUGGCACUUGAUGACGCAUCUCGUCCUGACAACAGACAGCUUGCUGGUUAUUUGAGCUUGUUACAGCGUUGGAUCUACGAGCAUUUCCCUCACAUCUGUGAGCGGAAGACCCAGCAUUGUGCAGCUAUUGACCAUUGUGCGAGGAGGUGGAAGGCCAGACAGACCCUUCCAAGAGGGGUGAUUGAGUACAGGAGGAGGCUGGAUGCUCUGAUACUGGAUGUGGUCAUCUGGAUAUUGUAUACAGGGUAUGUCAUAUGGGAGAGCCAUGUGUCUAGACACUUGCCUGAGAGGUGUCUACGUCAGUAUGGUUAUAUACAGGGCAUCCCACGGCCGGUCCCAGAGACUCCAGAUGGUAGCAGUGAUCGGCCUUCAGGUACCAGGUCUUCUUCUGAUCCACCACCACCACCUUCACCUCCCGUAGGUGACCAGGACAGCUGUCUGCAGUACAUCGUCGUUCACUUGGAUACCCUCAUGGGUUUGGUGAACCCUGAUGCUGAGGUUCACAGUAUUUUAGCUAGAUUGACGGAUGUUGUCCGUGGAGGACCUAUGUAG
Messenger RNA from Vicia villosa (hairy vetch), 1173 nucleotides. RefSeq lists its product as uncharacterized. The record is from RefSeq and is a predicted model, not a curated record. The coding region runs from base 1 to 1173 and encodes 390 amino acids. The transcript has 7 exons. Lineage: Eukaryota; Viridiplantae; Streptophyta; Magnoliopsida; Fabales; Fabaceae.